Messenger RNA from Amoebophrya sp. A120, 2346 nucleotides. The record is from the annotation of a GenBank genome assembly. Lineage: Eukaryota; Dinophyceae; Syndiniales; Amoebophryaceae.
GCUCACUGUCACGAGAAAGUAAGCUGUGUAGUCGUCGGGCUCGCGUCGUGCGAAGAGGAACAGGAGGAGUUUCUGUCUGUCUGGCUCUUGUGCGAAGAGGAAGACCACGAGAAAGAGCGCACUGUUCAAGAAAAGAGAUGAAACAAAAACAAAGAAGAACCCACCGUGUAAGGAAGGACCGACGUGGUCAGGCGCCAAGCCACGCGUCUACCACACGUAGGCUUUUCCGCUAUUGAUAAUCACGUUGCAAAAAAGUGGACUCUUCGAUGCUCGCAGUUUUUGUCGUGACUCGUUUGCGAUUAUCGUAACACUCGGAUGCAACCAGCGUGAGAAAGCCAAACACGAGAAGCCCCAGCAAGUGGCGUGCUCUGCAUGAUCGCAAGGGCCCGAAAUUUGUGUAAUCACGAGGAGGAGGGCAGAGGUACAAAUUCAAUGUUAACCACCGCUGGUAAAAAAUAGUACCCGUAGUCAACUUUUAGAUAUUUCGUGAAACCUCCUGCUGCAAGCUCUAGAACGCCACGUCCACCGUUAAUCGAACGAGUACGACAUACUUCCUAAGUUCAUUGCUAGCCGAUUGCUGUCACACUGCCUCACUUCUCUAAUACGAUGCCGCCGUAUACGUAUCGUUGCCGGAGUGUCGGGACGGAGCGGGGGUAUCCCCACUACGACGUCGCCGAUACCUCGAGAAAGCAUCAGGAGCUCGGUGUGCGGGCAGAGAAUCGUGUCCUCGGGGGACACCAAGUGGCAGUUGAGAAGGCGAUCCGUAACACAUGCAAGAAUCCGUGGUGGCAUACUCGGAGCCAGCGGCGACCAGGAAAUCCAAACGGAAUUGCGGCAUCUUUAGCCCCGUUUUGCGACAAUCCCAGCGAAGUCGUGGUAGAAGGCAAACGAACCCUGGAAGUCACGCCCAGGUUUCUAAGUUACUUCGCAUUCUUUAUUAACACAAACAGCAGAGCACCUGAUUUGGCAGAUUCUCGCACUCAAACUCAACACCCGCGUGCAGCCCGAUACCACUCGAGCUCAGGCUCAAACUCAAAGGGCUGAAACCCAAACCAAAGUAGACAAGGAGUGCGAGUGCAACGGGACAAACUCAAAACCGAACCUGGAGCUCGAUCUACUCAAACUUAGAACUCAUGUUAAAAAUCAAACACAGAGGCAAAAGCCAAGCCGUGACUCAAACUCAGAACCAUUUAUGGAACUCAUCAGAGGAAAGUUCGAGCUCAAAAUUGAAGCUAAUGCUCGAAAUCGCGACGGCUUUAUUUUGAUUUUUGUACAUCUGUAAAACAUUUUAUGAUAACAAGCACAGAAUUUGACGAGACGGGAAAAACAACAAUUCAGGUGGGCGGGAGAGACGAAAAACACGAAGGCACCCAGGUGGCAAUGUCGUGUGGACGAUCGACCAAACGACGACCCAGUGCGAGAGUUCAAAAGAGGUCCAUUCUACGAAAAGACGAUCGACCGGCUUCGCCACCACGAGCGCCAAUAUGAUGACCACCGUAGAAAAACAUUUUUUUUUUGUGUUGUAAUUGCGCUAGGCACGCAUAGCAGGUACCCUGUCAACACCUCCACGCUCUUUGCAAAUUCAUUAUCGUCGUGUCAUGAUUUAGUCGAACAAGUAUCAGCUUGUCGAUGUGUAGAUGGAUAGAAUUCGGAUGCCUGAGGACGUAUAGGUAGAUCGCAGUGGCAGUAGGAUAGAUCGAAGACCAACAUGAAUUUUACAGCAACCCGCGACUUUGGCUACAUGGGAAACUUCGAGCGUAAUGGUACUAUUUACCGGGAUUACGGAAAAGGAUGCUACCAAGGUGCACGGGAAAAUAACAUCGGCUGUGCCAAAAAAUGGCCGUGGUUGAAGACCUAUCAACUGCAACCGGAGCCGAAACCGGGCCGGAUCGACGAAUUUUUUGGAACACGGUAAGAGCAGAAGGUGCUUUACAUCGAGUCGCUUUAGUACACGCUAACAUCGUGGCUGUGAACGUUGUAUAAUGCAGUGAAAUCGCCGUUGCGGCAAACAAUAGCGUUACAACCAGGGUGCUUUCUUGACAGUGAAGAGACCUUUCCACGACUGUCACUGUCAUAGUGAUACUUCUCUGAUCACUUGUAUGAUUCACGAUUUGUUGUACACUAUUUUGAUUGUAGAUAUAGUAAGUGGGGCUCAUCGAUGGUAAUGCGGUGUGUCUUGUCUAUUAUUAAAAUUGGGAUUCGAAGACUCAUUUAUUUUGAAACUAAUUUUGUUAGCAAAAACACACACUAGAGCUGCGCCGUUAUGGCGAAAAUGUAGCCAAGAACAGGUGUGUUCGCACUCCUUGAAGAUGCGGACCAAACUGCUCUAGCGAUGGCAUAUUGAAA